This is a messenger RNA of Linum tenue, 1111 nucleotides long. The record is from the annotation of a GenBank genome assembly. Lineage: Eukaryota; Viridiplantae; Streptophyta; Magnoliopsida; Malpighiales; Linaceae.
CUCCUUCGUUCAACCACACGCUACCUCCUUAGAUUUCUCUCCACCUUUUUCUUCUUCUUACCCUAAUCGGCAUUCUUUCCCAUACUUUCGUCUCAAUUCAUUAUUGCAUUUUCACAUCCUUCUCUUCUUCUAGUUUUUCAUUUUGGUUUGGUUUUGGUUGGAUUGUCGACGUUAUCAUGUCAACAAGUGGUGGCGGCAACCAAUUGAUAUCUGUUCAUCCCGAUGAGCUCAGGUUUAUAUUUGAGUUGGAAAAGCAGAGCUUUUGUGAUCUUAAAGUCGUGAACAACACAGAGAAUCAUGUUGCUUUUAAGGUAAAAACUACAUCACCUAAGAAGUACUUUGUAAGGCCAAAUUCUGGAGUUAUACAGCCUUGGGACUCUUGUAUUAUCAGAGUUACUUUGCAAGCACAGAAAGAAUGCCCUCCAGAUAUGCAAUGCAAAGAUAAAUUCUUGUUGCAAAGCACAACAGUGCCUCAGCAUACUGAUGUAGAUGACCUACCUGCAGAUAUAUUCACCAAAGAAAGCAAUGGGAAGGUGGAGGAGUGCAAGCUAAGAGUUCUAUACAUUCCUCCCUCGUCAGCUCAAGGGAAUGGAGAAGAAGAUGGUCUCACAAGCUGUAGGCAGAGCUUCGAUGGCAAUGUAGCUUUGCAAAGACUAAAAGACGAAAAGGAUGUUGUUGUAAGUAAGACACAACAGCUGCAACAAGAACUAGAUUUAUUGAAGCGUCGAAAAUAUCGAGAAAAAGGCCCAGGAUUCUCUAUCACAUUUGCAUUGGUCGCGGGGCUUAUCGGCAUCAUCCUUGGCGUAUUGAUCAAACAUUGGUUUUCUUCUCCAUCAGCCAUAGAAAAUACAGAAGUUUUGACAGAGAUUUUGACGCCACCGCCAAAAUUAUAACUCGUCCCAAACGUUCCGGAGAUGCCUUCCCUUCUUCUUCGCAGAAACAGAGCAACGCCCGGGAUUUGCCUCCCCUCUUUCCUCUUGCACGACAGCGACAGCCACAGCAACACAACAUAGCAGCAGGUCAGGUCUGAGUGAUGUGGUUUUGUGAGCAUGCAGGUGCGGGCAGAGAAACUGUACGUGAUAGAGGAAGGGAUUCUGGAAGUCAUUAGCAA